GCUUUAUUAGCUGCCAUCUUCAAAAUCAACAAGUCGAGUUUAUUACAAUCUAUUGUUUGAACGUCUUUGGUCUAACAAGCAAGGCGUGACAACAACGUAACUUGCCUUUCUCAUUUAAUAUAAUUUAAAAUGGCUCCUGGGCAGAAGAUGUAUCCGAGGGCGACGGUGAAGAAGAUUGUGAAAGCGCAUUCUAACUGCAACGUUAGCAAGAACGUCGAUGUCAUGAUAUUCCUCGACUACGUACUCUUCAUGCAAACACUCAUGAAAGAGGCGGCUAUUGACGGGAAACAAGCUGGCGAAAGGGGAAUAAGUGCUAGGAGCGUGAAGAAAGCCACUGCGGAUACCCUGGCCAAGUUUAAAGGGUGAAAUAGAACGAGCUUACCAAGCAUUGUCGGAACUAUGGUGGCCAGCCUUGAUACAUGUAUAUCAUAAGCCAGCCAAUGAGGAUGUUUAGCGUAUUCCGAGCCUAGACAUAGUUGAGUUGUCUCACCUCGAUCCUCGAUCCUCGAUCAAGCGCGCCUUGCGCGAGGUAACGAGUGGGUGGAUACAUCAGGCUUCUCCGGGUCGGACUCGGUCGAAGUCGCUGGUGGUAUUGGUAUUGGUAUUGGUAUAGCGCAUAGAUCGUGUACGCUCAGCCUUGCUUACUGCCUAGCACACAGGUACAAGGCUUUCAAGCAUGAUGUUUAUUGAAGAUACAAAACACGACCAUACUCAGGCUGCCAGGCUGGUUAUCCAGAUACAUGGAAAUCUACCUAGACCUAAGGAUAGGGAUGACUAGGUAAUUAUACAGAAACGGAUCAAUAAUAGAAGAGGCAUUAACUAAAUAAAAUGUGAAACGUUGUGCAGUAUAAGCUAAACUACCUAAGGUACUAAAGAU
Daldinia decipiens is the source of this 877-nucleotide messenger RNA. RefSeq lists its product as uncharacterized. Gene Ontology annotation, biological process: chromosome segregation; kinetochore assembly; mitotic cell cycle. Bases 130 to 366 code for a protein of 78 amino acids. The transcript is spliced from 5 exons. Lineage: Eukaryota; Fungi; Ascomycota; Sordariomycetes; Xylariales; Hypoxylaceae. Gene Ontology annotation, cellular component: nucleoplasm; kinetochore. Gene Ontology annotation, molecular function: protein heterodimerization activity. The record is from RefSeq and is a predicted model, not a curated record.